GUCUUCCGUAUUGUACGUCUUCAUUGCGUUGUUGGUUUGCUUGAUAGUACACACACACACACACACACACACACAGAUGAGAAGAGCGACGACUGGCGACGUGCAGCGCACCCCGGUACUGCCCAACGCCCCACCAGAGAGCUACCGCGACAGGGUGACAUCCACCGUCUCACUCGCGUCUUUGGUGUACCAGCCGUUGCCGGCAUCCGGGGCGCUGCUGCGACUUCUGCGCGGGAAGCUGUACGUCAAGCGGAAUGUGCGGACCGUUGCCGAUGUCAUUGCAGUGCCGGUGGGUGCAAGCGCAGGUGGCACGGCGGCACCUUCGUCAUCGAACUCGUUUCCUCUGAAAGUUGAAUUUCACGCGCCGUCGGCCAGCUUUUCCGCCACGGCAAUGAACGACCCGCCAGAGAAACAGCAAGGUGAUGAAGCCUCCCCACCCAACGAGGUGAAGGGCUACAUGGAAGGUGCAUGCAAGACGUGCCUGCUGGAGCCGUCUGUGCUUUCCACCGCGGAUCUGUUAUCACCUCCAGGGAACGGUGCGGGUGGUGCGGUGUUGGCACAGGCUUGCUCGCCCGUCUACAUCCUCGGUGCGGGGGUACACGACAGCGAGGUCCAGCAGGCCUUGGAGUUUGCUGUGUCGACCCGCCACCUUUCCCAAAAGGCAGCGGACCUUCUGCAGUACAUCCACCACGAACUUUCCAGCAGCGCCGGUGCGCAUACAGGAUCAAGUGGACAAGCGAAGAGGCGUGCUCCGUUUGCCGGCCCCCUCCGAGUGUGCUUCGCCACCCACAACGUGGUGCUGACCUACAGCAAUUACACGAUGCCUGAACUGCUGUCGAUGGUGCUGCCGGUGCAGGAGGAUGCCGCGGUGGUGGCCGUGAGCGGCUUUGAGCAGGUCGGCUACAUCGCCCACGUGAACCUCUCCUCUGCAAACCUGCCCUAUGCGCACGUGAUUGGUCAGGUCAUACUCGACUGCAACGACACCGUCGAUGUGGUGGUGAACAAGGCGGCCGCCAUCAGCAGCGUGUUUCGCGAGUUUAAGAUGGACAUCAUCGCGGAGCGCACCGCCGUGUUUCAGAGCAACGGCGAGAGAGCACAGGACCGCGCUCCCGCCUCUCCAUCCCUGGCCUUGACAGCGGCAGAGAAGAAGUUGCUGCUGGCGCAGGAGGCGAGCACCGACACACCGCCGCAGGAGGCACGGCUCAAUCGAAUGCUGACGACGACGGUGCGGCAGCACGGCUGCAACUUCCGCGUCCCGUACAACCGCGUUUACUGGAACUCGCGGCUGAGCUACGAGCACACGCGGCUGGUGGAGACGAUGCGGCGAGGCGACGUGCUGUUUGACGUGAUGGCCGGCGUAGGGCCCUUUGCGGUCCCCGCAGCAAAAAACGGUGUGCAGGUCUUUGCGAACGACUUAAACCCGGUUGCGGCGCAAUACAUGACGGUGAACGCGGAGCUGAACCAUUUGUCGCCCUCCUCGAUGCACGUGUACAACCUCGAUGGCCGCGAGUUCAUGAAUACGGUUCUCUUCGAGAGCGUCAUGGGCCGAACGACCAGCAGGGACGCGGCGACCGCGGAGCUGAACGGGGGCCGCCGGCACGUCACGAUGAACCUGCCUGCGAUUGCGGUGGAGUUCCUCAACGUGUUUGCGCCUCUCGCGCCGAAGACCGCCGCCGUGGAGGGCAGCUCCCGCGACGCGGCUGUGAAUGCGCGUUGGAACCGGCUCCCCGCCAACGUCGACAUCAACGCAGUCGACCGCCGCGUUUUGUUCCACGUGUAUUGCUUCUCCGCCGCGGAUGAUUUGCUGGCGGACGCGGUCGUGCAGUGUGAGCGGCACCUCGGCUACGCGCUGCCGCCGAGGAAUGUGGAGGAGGUGGUGAUGGUGCGCGAUGUUGCCCCGACGAAGCGAAUGAUGUGUGUCAGCUUCACCCUACCCGACGCCUUUUGGGCCCAUUUGGUGAGCUCGACGAGUGCUGAGACGGCCGCUGACGCGCCCGCAGCGGAGCCCGCGGUGAAGAAGGUAAAGAUGGACGGUAAUCAGUAA
Molecule: messenger RNA, 2044 nt
Organism: Leptomonas pyrrhocoris
Lineage: Eukaryota; Euglenozoa; Kinetoplastea; Trypanosomatida; Trypanosomatidae
Exons: 1
Coding region: 77-2044 (655 amino acids)
Biological process (GO): tRNA N1-guanine methylation
Cellular component (GO): cytoplasm
Source: RefSeq, a predicted model, not a curated record